This is a messenger RNA of Drepanopeziza brunnea f. sp. 'multigermtubi' MB_m1, 699 nucleotides long. RefSeq lists its product as uncharacterized. Gene Ontology annotation, molecular function: dolichyldiphosphatase activity. The record is from RefSeq and is a predicted model, not a curated record. Gene Ontology annotation, cellular component: intracellular membrane-bounded organelle; endoplasmic reticulum membrane. Lineage: Eukaryota; Fungi; Ascomycota; Leotiomycetes; Helotiales; Drepanopezizaceae. Gene Ontology annotation, biological process: lipid biosynthetic process; protein N-linked glycosylation.
AUGACGGACCAAGCCCCUCUUGCGUCUCUCUCCUUGACGCAUGUUUACUAUGAUCCGCACGAUCCCAUCUCCUACUUCUGCGCAUGGCUGGCCCUUGUUCCCCAGGGACUCUGCAUCGUCUACGCGACCCUGAUCUGGUCAACCCGAGAAAUCGAGAUCCUCAUGAUGUUCGGCGGCCAAAUUGCCUGCGAAGCUCUGAACUUUGGUCUGAAGAGGACACUGAAAGAGGCGAGACCGAAACAGAUGCAUGGGAAGGGGUACGGGAUGCCGUCCUCGCAUGCCCAGUUCGUGGCUUUCUUCUCGCUAAGCUUGGCACUCUUCCUCCUGGUCCGACAUGUCCCGAAGAAGCCAACACCUUCGCAUACACCACUAAGUAUGGCUUCAAGGGUUACGCUGUCUGGUCUGGCAUUCGCAAAUGCAGGAUUGGUUUCGUGGAGCAGGAUCUACCUGAACUACCAUACGCCGAAGCAAGUGAUUGUUGGAUACUUGGCCGGCUUGGCUAGUGCCCUGUUGUGGUUCAUCGUCACGACCGUCGUGAGACAGACUGGGCUGCUGGGUUGGAUAUUGAACCAAUACCCCACGAGACUAUUCAGGAUGAGAGAUUUGGUGGUCGAGGAGGAUCUUUGCCAAGCUGGGUGGGAGAAAUGGGAGCAAAAGGGGAUAUCGAGGCAAGAUAUCAAGGGGGAGAAGCUGAAGUGA